Molecule: messenger RNA, 858 nt
Organism: Batrachochytrium dendrobatidis JAM81
Lineage: Eukaryota; Fungi; Chytridiomycota; Chytridiomycetes; Rhizophydiales
Exons: 1
Molecular function (GO): zinc ion binding; metalloendopeptidase activity
Source: RefSeq, a predicted model, not a curated record
ACUGAGUUUACCGAGCCAGAAAACAUGCAAGCGAUUGCUGUCAAUCUGUUUUACGUUACUAAUCUGAUGCACGAUAUCACGUACCAGUAUGGUUUCAACGAGGCUGCUGGCAAUUUCCAAAAUGACAACUUUGGCAAAGGUGGCAAAGGCAACGAUGGUAUUAUUAUCAGUCUCCUGGAUACUUCGAGAAAGGAAAAUGCUGAUUUCCAUUCUCCAACUGACGGCCAGCCUGGUAGAAUGAGAAUGUUCCGAUUUGCUCACUUUACGCCUAAUCGCAAUCCUGGUCUGGAUAACCAAGUCGUUAUGCACGAAUAUGGACAUGGUGUCUCAGGUCGGUUGACUGGUGGACCUGUAGCAGUUGGAUGCUUGUUUGAAGGUGAACCUGGUGGCAUGGGCGAAGGCUGGUCUGAUAUAUUUGCCAUGAUCGUGACUGCCAAGCAAUCCCAUAGAGCCAACACUCCAAUUUUCCUUGGUACAUAUAUUUCUGAUUCACCCAGAGGUAUUCGCUCCCAUCCUUACACGACUGACAUGGAGGCCAAUCCCCUGACUUAUGGCGAUCUUAGGCAGCGCCAAGAAGUUCACGAUGUUGGUGAAGUGUGGGCAGCCAUGCUUUGGGAAGUCUACUGGAACUUGGUCACCAAGAACGGAUUCUCUACCGAUAUUUACAAUGCCAAGAGCAAUUCUGGUAACACUAUUACUAUGCAGAAUAUGAUUGGUGGUAUGAUGCUCCAGCCAUGCUAUCCCACUCUCAUUAAUGCUCGUGAUGCUUUCAUUGAGUCUGAUGUUAAUCGCUACAAAGGUGCCAACAAGUGCGAGAUCUGGAAAGGAUUCGCCAAGCGCGGUCUGGGAGUCAAGGCU